AUGCUGGCCAAGUCGUUCUGGAUCGUAGCCGCAAGCCUAUCCGCGGUAGUCGCAGCUCCUUAUACACCGGUCAAUGCUGCACCGUACACUCGCAUCGAAUAUAUAGUCGAAAUUCAACCGGGCUCUGCCGAAUGCGUAUACGGCACAGUGGACGCCAUACGGGCGCCAAACGAUCCCAACCCUCGUGUGGAUCUUUUCAGCAAGGUUCUCGACGUAGUUCCCAACGACGUCAUUUUCACACCUGACCGGAGCGUGACUGGACGUGUCGUGGGUGGACUCCACACGGCCGACGUAGUAGGGCACGAUGUGCUCCUUGAGAUUCCUGCCGAGUUCAAGUCCGAUCCUGCAAAUAUGCAAGACUGCUGUCGUCUGGACAGCAAGCUCCGAUACCACGUGUUCGUCGGCUUUACGCGAGUCGAGAUUGCAAAACGACAGUUCGAUGUCCAAGUCACAUGCGGCCCCUUCACCACGGCCUGCAGAGAAUUCUUUGAUGAGGAGGAUACGGAAGUCUGCAAGAUUGAGGGAGAGGUCAUACAAGCUCACACCACGACCUUCCCGUAA
This is a messenger RNA of Mixia osmundae IAM 14324, 561 nucleotides long. RefSeq lists its product as uncharacterized. The transcript is spliced from 5 exons. Bases 1 to 561 code for a protein of 186 amino acids. NCBI's taxonomy places the organism in Eukaryota, Fungi, Basidiomycota, Mixiomycetes, Mixiales, Mixiaceae. The record is from RefSeq and is a predicted model, not a curated record.